Molecule: messenger RNA, 2081 nt
Organism: Dreissena polymorpha
Lineage: Eukaryota; Metazoa; Mollusca; Bivalvia; Myida; Dreissenidae
Exons: 4
Coding region: 179-1447 (422 amino acids)
Source: RefSeq, a predicted model, not a curated record
GUUUAUAGCACCAUGACAACAAUCCUGUGUCGGCUAGUCCAUGCGUUUCACGGAUGGGUUAACAAAGAUCAUGUUUACACAUGCGGAUUUAUGUACUCUCUUAAUUGGGUACACGCGCUUAGAUAGACACGAGCGGUUGUUUUGGACGACAUUUAACUUGUAAUCAGAUUGAACUGACAUGGAUCGCUAUGGUAAAGGCGGGGCACUUCCCCUUUACCAGGCCAGUGGACCAGCAGGGAAUCCCAAGGCAGGCACCUUGGGACUGGGUCUGAGCAAACACAUGCAAAUUUCCCCCUACAUGGUAGUUGCGUCCUGUGUGUUUUGGCUGUGCAUGCUGCUCCUCGCAGUCCGCGGGGCCCAGUACGCACUCCUAUACUCGGCCAUAGACGAUUCAGACCUGGACAAAAUUGCUUGCUGUAAUAACUUUGGUGGAGACAUUGAAAUCAACAGAAAAACCAUUGAAUCCUAUCCAAAAGGUGAAACUGUUCCCUAUUUAAUGAGGCUUGGUCCAGAGUCAUUAAAAUCAAACUUUAAAGGAACACCAUCUCCUACAGAGCUUACAGAGAUACCUCCAAUAGUCACAGCAGUGUCUUCUGAUGACUUCUAUCAUGUGCAAUCACUCAUACGACAGUGGAGGGAGGAAAUAAAGAAGUCACAUCCAACAACUAAGUUUAUAAUCUAUGAUAUUGGCCUUUAUGAAAGCGAACUAAAUCUGAUCAAAGCCCAUUGUGAGUGUGACGUUCGACAUUUUGAUGCAAAAAUCUUCCCCAACCAUGUGGCAGACAUCCGCAACUUUGCAUACCGUCCAAUCAUUAUACAGUCUAUCAUUGAGGAGUUUGGGUCUAUUCUGUGGCUGAACCCGAACAUGUUAUUGACUCGAGCCUCUGACCUCAACCAGCUGAAGUACCGUGGAAAGCGUGACUUUUUCGUGUGGACCCAGCCGGACUAUGUGAAUACUCUGGCGUACACAGACCCAGCCAUGUUCACGUACAUGAAGGAGUCCCGCUGCUGUUUUUCCGACUCUGGACUUGUGGAUGUCUCUACCAUGGUCUUCUAUAGGACUAACACGUCAUGGGGUGACGUCUUGAAACCGUGGCUGAUGUGUGCGCUCAGUGCCUCCUGCAUAGCCCCUCCCACAGCGCGCUACAGCGGCUGCUUUGAGCUGCGGGCCCCUCGGACCACAGGCUGCCACCGUUACGACCAGUCUGCCCUCAGUAUUGUGUUAGAGCGCAUGUUUCAGUUCUCUUCCAAGUCUGACCAGUACGUGGUUGGGCGGCUCUCUCGGACACAGGACCAGUACCUUCAGUACUUCCCUGAGCAGCCCUGGACCUACACCGAGAUGUUCAUGCUAUCUGCCCUGCCACUCACCUGUCUAGGAGGGCUUGUGUUCAUGUUCAGACGAAGAAAGCAAACAGCUAGAGCAAAAGCAAAUUUCAGAAAGCGGUAACUUGCUCACUGAAAUGACAUUGGUGCAUGUUAAUUGCUGUUGUGAUUUAUGUCCAUUUGUCAUUUUGUGAUAUUCAUAUCUAUAUUUAUAUUGUAUGUUGAACCAGGGAGAGUAUAUUGACUCAUCUAAAGCAAAAAAAUCUCAUUUAAUAUUUUUAUUUUGCUCAAUUUUCAGCAAUAAUUAUACAUAAUAAUCAUACUAAAAUUUUGUGACUACCAAUAUUUGUAUUUAUGUCUAUUCUGGGUCUCAUUUUUAUGCCCCCGGAUGGAAUGAUCAGGGCAUAUUGUUUUUGGCCUGUCUGUCUGUCAUUCUGUCCCAAAACUUUAACCUUGGUUAAAGUUUUGCCAUAACUUUUGCAAUAUUGAAGAUAGCAACUUGAUAUUUGACAUACAUGUGUAUCUCAUGAAGCUGCACAUUUUAGUGGUGAAAGGUCAAUGCCACGGUCAUCCUUCAAGGUAAAAAGUCAAAAAAUACAAUCCAAGAGAAGUAAUAAGCUUUAAAAGGGAGAUAAUAUCUAAACCAAAUGAUAUAUUGAAAUUUUAUUUCAAAGCGGCGCAAUAGGGGGCAUUGUGUUUUUGACAAACACUUCUCUUGUUUAUUGUGUAAUACAAAUAAAAACUCCUCGCGGACGAAA